AGGCCUCCUCGUGUUUUCUUCUGCCAAUUCUCGGAGUCCCUCCCUUCUAGCUCUCGCAGUAAUGGCCGAAUCAACGAUGAACCGAACAGGAAAUGUACGAAAUGAAGAAGAAGAUGAAGAAGAGGAUUACAUGGGAGACCUCUCUCAAUUCCUUCCUCCUGAAACCUCCAACUCUUCUAAAUUCUCUGCCAAAAAGAUUACGAGCAACAAAACCUCAGCGGUUCAACCAUCCAAGAAGAAGUUUAAAACUCUCAGCUGGCAGGAAAGGCGAAGACUUGAAAGAGAGAGAAGUCAACAAGAAGAGGAUGAGCAAACCUUAGCAAAAAUAGAGGCUCCAAUUCCACAAUCUAACAUUGGGUUUAAGUUGUUACAGCAAAUGGGUUAUAACCCUGGUUCAGCUCUUGGUAAGGAGGGCUCAGGAAGAGCUGAGCCAGUGGGGAUUGAGAUUCGACGGACACGAGUUGGGAUUGGAAGGGAGGAUCCUCAUAAGGAAAAAAGGAAGAGAGAGAAGGUUGAGGCUGAGAUGAAGACAAGGAAUGAAGAGGCUUUGAUGGCAGAUUUCGGAUCUAGGCAGAAGUCGCAAUGGCGGAGUAGGAGGGUCGUAGUAAAUUUCAGAAAAGCAAAAGCAGCCCUUGACCAAUUGGAGAACAAAGAAAUUGUGGAGACAAAAAAGAAUGAGGAGGAAGAGGAGGAGGAGGAAGAGGAAGAGGAGGAGGAAGAGAUAACUGAGGAGGAUUUGCAAGAAAUAUUGAUGAAGCUGAGAGAUGAACAUAGAUACUGCCUGUUUUGUGGAUUUCAGUACGAAACAAUGGAAGCGCUUCUAUCGAACUGCCCGGGAACAGAUGAAGAUGACCACUAGACUAGUUUUCGCCUGUCCAUGGAGCCUCUGAGAUGCAAACUCGAUGAUGAGAUUUGGAAGUUAGGUGGAUGAACUUCUCUUCCAUUUUCUCAUAUGCGCAAUUGGGUGGAAUUGUCUGAUUUGCUGCUUUCUGGAGAGGAUGAGAAGAAAAAGUAGAAAAAUGGCAGGCCGUUUUCAUCUGAUAUCACUUGUUGCUGUAGGGAGUUGCAUCCAUGGUAGUUCAUGUAAACGAUUCUUAUAGGCUUUGCUUUGCUGGCGGAUAGACAGCUGCAUAUUUGUACUCUUACAAUAUGCUCAAGAUUAGUAAUUAGAUAAUAUGGAGGUAAAUAUUUCUGGUUGCAA
Molecule: messenger RNA, 1201 nt
Organism: Manihot esculenta (cassava)
Lineage: Eukaryota; Viridiplantae; Streptophyta; Magnoliopsida; Malpighiales; Euphorbiaceae
Product: G patch domain-containing protein 11
Exons: 4
Coding region: 62-859 (265 amino acids)
Cellular component (GO): kinetochore
Molecular function (GO): nucleic acid binding
Source: RefSeq, a predicted model, not a curated record